Messenger RNA from Carassius auratus (goldfish), 10061 nucleotides. RefSeq names its product serine/threonine-protein kinase LMTK1-like. Gene Ontology annotation, molecular function: ATP binding; protein tyrosine kinase activity. Lineage: Eukaryota; Metazoa; Chordata; Actinopteri; Cypriniformes; Cyprinidae. The record is from RefSeq and is a predicted model, not a curated record. The coding region runs from base 3171 to 7649 and encodes 1492 amino acids. The transcript has 12 exons. Gene Ontology annotation, biological process: peptidyl-tyrosine autophosphorylation; brain development.
CCUAAAAAAUAUCCUAACAAAUUACAUGUCCAUAUAGAAGCAGAAUGACCUCUAUUACCACCUAGUAACCACUUAGGACACCCGAGAAACUGCAAACCAAUGCAGAAAACCUUACCAGCUACAUAGGAACACCCUGGCAACCGCUCAAUAUGCCUGGCCACAAUGGCAGCAAGUUUAACACAGGCUGACAACAUUAACAGGUUCUUCAGAAUUUAUAAAAAUCUACUGAAUCUACUACAGUUGAUUUUGCAUCAAGUCAAAUCCAGUCACUCGGUGGCUGACUGUGUGGAAUCUGGAGGUGGAAGAAGCCGUGCAAGUCAGGUUUUCUCCCUAUGACUCACGCUCUCUUGUCUGCGUAGCGCAUCAGGGGAGGGUGAGGGAGACAGCGGGAUGCUGGCUUGAAACACAGGCACGGAUUGGACAGAAGAGUUUUAGGAGCCAGCCAAUAGCCUCUGGACUGUUCGUCGCCCGUGGUUACAGCCAUGUGAUUGGUCCAGGUGUUGCAGAGGGAGAGGGUAGCACUGAGUCCUUCGUUGAGAAGGCCUCGGUCAUGGUUAAAACGCUCCCUUUCCAUCCUCCCCCUCUUGUUGUAUUAAUGCAAAGAGCCAGAAAUGAACACUUGACUGGUUCCUGGUGUUUUUUCACCUCCCAAACUACAUUCACAGGUUUUCAUUGACUGCGACAUAAGCUUCAGUCUGGAAGAGGUUGAACAGGGAGAAUCAGAGAAAGAGGGGAUCACAUUUAUGGCCCUAAAAUGCCUACUGCAGACAUUUUCUUUGUGCUUAUUCAUGUAGCUGUGACUUUUAUUCAAAGCAGCUUACAGAGCGUUUAAUGCAGAUUUCUCAGCUCCGGCCCUCAAGGUCCACUGUCCUGCAGAGUUAACCUUCAUCAAACUCACCUGUCUAUAAUAACCUUGAUUUGCUGGUUGUUUAGGGUUGAAGCUAAACUCUGCAGGACAGUAGACCUCGAGGAACAGAGUUCAGAAACCAUGGGAACUGAUCCCACAAUCUUGUCAUUACUAGCACCAUGCUUGACCAGUUGUUGAGCUAUGCGAACAAUUAAUACAGUAUAUAACUCUAUGUCACUUUAUACAAUAGUAAAUGCAUACAUCCCAAUAUAAAGUCGAAUCCGUUUUCUUUAAAUUAAAUAUUAGUAACUUUUUCCAUUAUACAGUAGAUAAAUUAUUCCAUAGAUAUUUUAAUUUUAAUUUAAAGACAUUUUCUCACAUACUUGAGAAAAUAGCGCAGAUCCAUGAAUGAAUGUUUAAAAUAAAAUUAAAUUGAAUUAAAGAGUAAUAAAUGUCAACCGUGCACAGUUUUCUAGGCGCACAGCUGCAUACACAUGAAGCACGCACAUUUGUUUCAGACAGCGCGCGAACACCGAAUUGAAUCCUCUGAACAGACACAUACACAUAAAAUUAAGUCAAAAUACCCGUCUCGACAAUUAUUCAGGUAAACACAGUUAUGUCUCAAGUAAAUGAAAAUAGCUGAGAAAGAAAUGGGAUAUGUGAUGUGUAUCAUUAUAUCAGAUCCGUACAUCAGGGACAGUGGCCUAUACAUACUGCUGCUUUCAUUAAUGACCAUCAAACAACAAAACAGUUCUCUUGUCUCUUUAAUUAUGUAAACUUUCUUAGUUAAUCUAGUAGUAUUUACUGUGGUAUCAAAGAAGUACUUCGCUUUAAGUAAUAAAUGGAAACCAAGUUAAACUGAAUAAUUGUUCUUUUCUUGCUGAUCCAAAAAAAGUAUCUGAUCCAUGGGUCAAAAACUGUAAUAUAAUUUGAACAGUGAGAUCAUCCGUGACCACUGAACAAGUAUAUUAUGCACAAAAAAUAUUGGCCGAUAUAUCGUUAUCGAUAUUUUUUUACUCCCUAAUAUCGUAUCCGUAUCGGCCUCAAAAAAAAUAAAUUAAAAAAAAUCUAGUAAAUACUGUUAUUACGCAACCCUGUUUAAGUACCAUGCUACAGUAGUUUCAUACCAGAAUCAACACCAGAAUCAUACAUAUAUCACCAAAUCACAAAAUUUGAUGUACAGUAUUUUCUCUUCCAAAUUGGAAGUUCACAUAAUAUAACUCAUCUUAACACAUGUGAAAUCCCCUUAUCCAUUUAAGUUGGCAAUUUUACUCUGUAUGAAGUCUUUUGUCGACACAUUAAGUAGAAUUUCUCUUCUAGUCAGUGUGCAAUCGUAGACCAGCCUGGACUUUCUCGUGCAAAUAUGCUGCGUUUUAAUGCAUUUUUAACAUGGCCCAGGGCUGCUCUGGGAAUGCCAGGAGUGGGACAGGAAUGCACAACUCACAGAUUCCACAGAAAUCAUAUAAAAGGCCAGUUCAAGUCUGCUGAAGAAAAGAGAGAUAGUUGUGUCAGGAAUGGGGGGGUCAAUGCUGUGACAAUCCUGGCUUUGAGCGGCAGAGAAUGGGCUGUGUGUCUUUGGCUGGUACUGGGGUACCAGGCGCUGCUGCUCUGUGGACAAAAGCCACAAUGUAACUGUGGCGGGGAGUGUGAGGGGCUGGAAUGAGAAGCUUCUGGAACGCUGCAGAGGAGGAGAACAGUUUAGUGGAUUAAUACAGGGAUGGGUCUGUGAGGCGCACACACGCACACUGUGAGACCUGCUGGUAGCGCAGGAGGAGGUGUGUGGGGGGCUCGUGUUAAUGACAGAGGUCUUUCUGCUGCUCACAGUGCUUUAUUUGUUUACAAUUGCCCCAUAGUCUUGCUGAGACAGACAGAGGGAAGGGGGCAGAGGAGCGAGGGUUAUUAUGUGCUCAUGGCAUUGCUUGAGUGAGCAGACGCAUUUGGCAUGUGCCGAGCUGUGCUGCGGACAGACGUCCAGAUCCUGUUGGGACACUUGGCACUUUAAACACCGAUCUCAGCAGAAGCCCCUUGGUUUCCCGCAGCUUCAAGUUGAGUUGGCUCCAGCUGUGAGCUCCAGCGGUGUGUAUUAUGGGAAUGUUGUGGGAUGCAGUAUCUCAGCGCGAGGAGAUGCGCUCUGUCUCUGGGAAGGUAGACAGACAGGGCUGCUUUCUCAGCUGUCCGAGGGCUUGGAGGGUUAAACCCCUGGCGUGUGAAUGGAAACAUGGAGAACCGGAGAAGAACGGCACCUUCAUUAUAUGGUUAAUUGCCAGACAAAGAAAGCCACUCUUCGUCCUUAUAUUCAACAUCCAAGCUUAUCUGAAGAAUCAUGAUGGUUCAAGUUCAGCAGCUGAAGUCUACAGAUCUUGGACGCCACAGCCUCCUCUACAUCAAAGAAAUGGGACAGGGAUGGUUUGGCAAGGUUUUGCUGGGCGAGGUGAAUGCUGGACUCAGUACCACACAGGUGGUGGUCAAGGAGCUAAAGGCCAGUGCCAGUGUACAGGAGCAGAUGCACUUCCUGGAAGAGGUCCAGCCUUACUGGGUGCUCCAGCAUCCAGCCCUCCUGCAGUGUCUGUCCCAGUGUUCAGAAGUCACACCCUACCUGCUGGUUAUGGAGCACUGCCCGCUGGGAGAUGUUAAAGGAUACCUCCGUAGCUGUCGGGCAGCAGACUCAAUGACCCCUGACCCUUUGAUUCUUCAGCGGAUGGCAUGCGAGAUUGCUUCUGGUCUUCUAUAUCUUCACAAACACAAUUACAUUCACAGUGACCUGGCCCUAAGGAACUGCCUGUUGACUUCAGAGCUGGCAGUUAAAAUUGGAGACUAUGGCCUCAGCCACAGCAAAUACAAGGAUGACUAUUAUGUGACAGCAGAUCAAAUAUGGGUUCCUCUACGCUGGAUUGCCCCAGAACUUAUUGAUGAAGUCCAUGGCAAUCUCUUAGUAGUGGACCAAACCAAGUCCAGCAACGUCUGGUCACUUGGUGUGACGAUAUGGGAGUUGUUUGAACUGGGUAACCAACCUUACAGGCACUAUACUGAUAGGCAGGUUUUAACAUAUGCUGUAAAGGAACAGCAGCUCAAACUGCCAAAGCCCCUGCUGAAAGUGCCUCUGUGUGAACGCUGGUAUGAGAUAUUGCAGUUCUGUUGGCUGCAACCCGAGCAGAGGCCUGUUGUGGAGGAAGUCCAUCUCCUGCUAAGCUACCUGUGUGCUAAGGGUGCAACUGAUGCUGAGGAGGACUUUGAGAAGCGCUGGAACUCUCUCAGGCCAAGUCUGGGCUCCAGCAGCUCUCACAGGACUCCUGCACCUGAAGUAGCCUCUUCUACUUCUUCUUCAUUUCCUCUACUUGAACACUUCUCUAUGGCAGACAGCUUCCAGUCUGAGAAUGGGGAUGAUAUAUUGACAGUAACUGAGACCAGCCAGGGGUUCAACUUUGAGUAUAAAUGGGAGCAGGCACGAGCGGAGCAGCCCUACUGCUCCUCUUCAGCUAGUGGACCACUGGGAAAGAAUAAUCCCCAUUACCAGGAUGUGUAUUACCCUCUUAGCAAUUCCAUGGGUAGCUGCAAGGGUGAGAGCCUUCCUCUUGGGGUUUCUCCAUCCUACUAUGAGUCAGACCAUCCAGGUGUGGUUCCAGUGCUAAGUGCACACAGCCCCUCAGUAAGUAGUGAGUACUACAUCCGCAUUGAGGAGCCAGUUGAAUGCAACAUCAACUUAGAAGACACCAAUCUUGAUUACAGCCCAACACCUGAAGCCAGCAACAAUAGCUUGUCCUCCGCAGGCAGGAGGAGCCCCAUUGGGUCUCAGCCAAACUCCUACUGGUCAGCAGCUAAAGAACCCAACAGUAAUGAUUAUGAUUCAGAUAGUAGCCUAACCAUUGAGCCACUCCAAAGAAGAGUUCCAACCUCGGUAGAGAUAAACCAAUCAGAAGUCUAUUUUUCUUCCAGUGACGGGCACAAUUUACAGUGUGAACAAUCACCUCAAGCAGGGCCAGCUGUUCAUUUGAUAAGAGGGCAUGGUUCAGAUUCUUAUCAGCAGAGAAGAGGGUCAGGAAGCCUCUGCCAUAGACUCGAGGAGGUAAAGGAAAGCCCACUUGGAGUUUCAGUCUCUCUUAGCAGUCCCAGCUUGGCACAUUGUGACCCAUACCUUGAGUCUAACCAGAGAACUGUAGAAAGAAGUAUGGCCAAUAAGGCCUAUUAUGACAUGAUGGGCCCCUUAGAAAAGAGCGUGCCAAAACCCCACUACAUGAGCAUUGAUAUUGAUGCCGGUGAUGGCCUUCUUUUGGGCAGGGGGAGUGCUGAUUCGGAAGAUGAUGAAGAUCUGUUUUCUCAGAACAUGUUAACUAAUUGGAACUCCAACCACUCAGCAAACAACAACAGUUUAAGCGAUCGUUCUCAAGCUGUGGGUUUUCGAGAUGCAUACCUUGAUUUACGUCACCCAACACCUUCUUCUCAAGUUGGGAAUUUGAAAUCAAGAGCGUUGGAGACAAGCAACAGUUGCACAUAUAAUUCCAUCGAUUCUCUCAAAGACCACUCAUACAUGGAAACUAUGGAUAGUAUGCCCACUGCUAGUAAACCUCAUGCUGACUCAGAGGGUGGUGAAUACCUACAUUUAAGCCCUGAAAGUACUCAGGAUGUUGAAUCAUCUUCCAAAUGUCAUUCUGUCACAGAAAGUCAGCCUAUUCAUAUGCAGCAGAAGAACAUUGCUCAUAAACAUAUCAAAAACAACACAUCAGACUUUCAUGUAGGAGGUUGCGGCAGAGUGAAUCCAUCAACUCUUCCAUCAGAGCUUGUAUUGACUAAAGAAAACGUGUUGCUUGAGACAAGGAUAUCCCCUGCACAGAAACUGAAACUUAGGGCAGACGGUUCUGCUGAAGUUUGUGUAAAAAUCGUGUCAUGCCCUAUGGAUCUAUCUAAAACAGUUUUAGAGUGUAGCCAUUUGACAGACAGUAGAAUGGUGCCCAACAACUCCAGGAUCAGUCUAGUGGAAAUUAAUGACUGCAGCGAUGACCGCAUGGACAUACCCUCUGGAGUUUUAGCAGGUAAUACCUUGGAGUAUGCAGAGGUGGGCAAUAUUGACCUAACUCAUAGAACACUGCGGAGUGAGACUGGGUCCAGACACUGUGAGGACACAAUUAAUCUUGCCUCUAGCAGCAGUCCAUGUGAGGCCUUCAGCCCUGAUAGUUACCACAUGUCCAUUCAGCCGAAAUCCUUAGACAGUGGUUAUGACACAGAGAAUAAUGAAUCCCCAGAGUUUAUCUUUAAAGACUUUGAAGGGAAUCCAGCCCUUAGCACUAGUGUAGAAUCAGAUGAAUGUGACAUGUUGCUCAAUAUGGACCUAGAUGAAGAUGUUAAUGUAAUGCUCCUGCAUCCAUCUAGCAGUCAUGUACCGCUGUUCAGCCUUGGUGAGAGGAAUCAGUACAGAGACUCUGCUUAUUUUUCUGACUAUGACAUGGAGAAUGACAAGAGCCCCAGUGAAGGGGUCCAAAUGUUCUUCAAUCGCCAAGAUGAGGAUGAUGCUUUUGAUCUCAAAGCCGAAAAAGAGGGCUCAGAAAAGACAUUUGGGAGAGAAGGUCGUAGCAUGGAGAGUGAGAAGAGAAAUGGCAUAUCUGUGACAAGGGACAACAACAGUGCUGCCCUUAAUGCUAAACAGUUGUGUCUUAAAAAGUCAAACCCAAAUCUCGGUCCAUCACCUGCAUCAGUUCCAAUGAUAUCAAUGCUUUCGCCCUUUCCUCCAGAGAUGGGGGGUUGCUUGACCAAGGAGUCAACUCCAGAUGAUGGUAUUGGGCUGGAAUCUGAUCACUCUGGAGAGGAACCAAAUUCUGAAUGUUACUCGUCCACAGUGUCUGAAGGCUCUUCCUCAACACAGGAGGCCUCAGGUCUGGAGGAGCAGUUUAAUGGAGACACCGGAGACUUCUCCUCAGCAGAGUCAUUAGGCUCAGACUCUACCAUAAUAGAAUUCAGUGGGGAGAUAAUCCAAGCAGAGGAGCAAGAAGCCAGUAACAAAGUGGACAAUCCGGAGCUUCCAAGGGAAGAAAACAAUGUGGAAAUGGAAGAUUCAGCAGAGAGAGGUGCCAUAGGUUCAGCACUUUCAAAACCAAAGCGUGAUGAAUCUUUGGAGAAUAUUCUUCCAGCCUUGCCAGAAGACCUAGAUGUUCCAGCUCCACUAGGGAAUGGAGAGGAAGCAGAUGAAGAGGAUUCAGAGGAUAGUGAUGAGUCUGAUGAAGUACUUUGUAGCUACAACAUACAGGAGCAGAGUGAUGAAAGCGAUGAAGAGUUCCCUGUGGUGCCAGUCGUUGUGAGCGAUCGCAGCAGUGCACGGCAUCUACGCAGCCUCCUCAAAAUGCCCUCCUUACUAACACAGUCCUUCUGCGAUGAGCUGGAGAGCAAGAAAAAAGCAGUGUCAUUCUUUGAUGAUGUCACCGUGUUUCUGUUUGAUCAGGAGAGCCCCACAGGUGAGCUUGGGGACUAUAGUUUUCCUGUGGAUGAAGAACCCACUGGCCAGGCUUCAGAGGUGGAGCUGCCACGACCCCAAAAUAGGGUCACUACCCCUGAGGAAUCACCAGGACAGAAUGUCUCAGAAGAAAGUGGGUCAUUUCAGUGGCAAGAUGAUUUUCCAUUGAUUCAAAGCCCUUCAACAUCAGAACCUGGUUCUGAAGAGAUCGCCACACCACCCAACUCUCCCGUCACGUCUCCAGAUGAAAAACCAGCACCACCGAUUUCCAGAUUUAGUGUCUCUCGUUUUUCCAUUACGCAUGUGUCUGACUCUGACAUGGACUCCAUUGGAGGUAACAAUGAGAAUGGGGUCCAGGAGUGAAAGGGUCAAUACCCAUUUAAUUGAAGAGGUGUUUAGAACCCAUAUGGUUUGAUUUGGUCUCAUCAGACUGGGGGCUUUCCUGUAUCGCUAUAUAUUUUUGCUCUUUUAAAUGUGCUGGACAAAAGGGUCCUGUCAACCUGAUAUGCUGUUUGGACACAGUGCCUCAUAUUGUAGUGGAUUAGCCAGCCCUUCCCUUUGUGUUUCUAGACAGAUGUUGGUUAAGUGACAGAUUUUGGAGGACAACAGUUUUAAAAACAGAAGGAAUGAUCUGUAUAAAAACAUAUUUAUUAUCUAUGUAUUAGAACAUGAGGUAAGACGAUUAUAACUUAUUUGCACAAUUCAGUAUCAGUAUCAUGCUGAAAUCAUCUCUUUUAUUUCAUUUUACACAUACAAUAUAGAUGCAAGGCUGCUCUCCUCGUUUGCUUGUCAUGUCAAUAUGUGGUUUACAGUCUGAAAGAUCUGUCAUAGUGCUUUAAAUUUUUCAGUUUGACCCAAUGAGCUGCAUAAAAUAGUUUCAAGAUGUUCUGCCCCAUAAAAGAAAGACCCACAUUUAUUAUUGAGGGUGCAAAGAAAUAUAUACAUUGAACCCCUCAAUACAAGCUGCAAAAAUGUGAUGUUUUCUAUAUUUGACCACUUUUAACUUAACUUUAGCUCAGGGGUGUUAAGGGUAUGGUACAAAAGUAGAUAUAUUAACAAUAUAAACCAUCACACUUAAAUUCCUCAUACAGUCUUAAACAGUGUUUUGCUUUAUUUUUAAUGCCGAAGAACUUUUACAACUACCUGCACUUUCAUUAAUGACUUAGGAUAUCUUUAUACAUCUCUUAUCCCAUAAUCAAGUACUUAAUCAAAAUCAAGAUCUAAUGUAUAUCUUAUUAAAAGUGCAGUUUAAUCACUAACUCUUAACACUUCUUCUCUGGUUAGAUUUUUAAACCCCUAGACCAAAAUAUACAACAUAUUUUAUGGAUGACAGUGAUAUAUUACAGUAUUUUUUUUUUUUUGCUGAGAAGCAAUAACAGUAUUGCAAGAGAACAGAUAACAGACAAACUAUUUUUGCUUCAAGUAUUAUGGUAGCAUGCAUAUAUAUGGUAGCUCACAUAUGGGUCAUUCCUGUUAUGCAGCAAUUCAAACUUUCAGAAAUACAAGGCACUUUAACACUUUAAAAAAAGUUCACGUGCUACAUUCUGUGUGCUCUGAGGUCAGUAGCUUUAUGUGAGAAAUAUAAGACUUUAAGUUGUUAUUUAAAAAGAUACAUCCAAACUUUGGCAUAAAUGCCUUUUGACUGCAACUAUUGAAUGUUUACACGAGUGCAAGGUUUCACUGUUAUGUUUAUAAUUAUCAAGCCAUUAUAACAACAAAUUAAAAAUUCAGUCUGUUCUUCACAUAAAGCUACUGUAUCACUUCGCAUGGAUUUAAAUAAGCUACAUUUAUGAUUAUAUCUAUGGUGCUUUGCCAUAUUUGGAGCGGUAGCUCAGACAUUCAGUUCUUUGUGUUCCAAAACUUGAAUUUAAUAUAUCAUCCAGUAUAUGAUAGGGGCAUGAAAAUAAGAGGAAGUAUAAGAGGAAUGACCCUGAUGGUACUGAUGGUGAUAAGUUUAUUGGUGCUUGUCAGGAUCAGAACUUAAGCAAGUCCAUCACAGCAAUCAGUCUCGGGCAUGAAUAACUUUUGCUUUGAAUCCGAGAGCUACAGAAAUAUGGGUUAUCAAAGUCACAGGUGUGUAGUUCACAAUUGUGGUACUCAAAGACGCAGAAACAAGCUAAAGAGAGAAGAGGGACCAUAUCGUCUGUGAACAAAAUGUGUUCCAAACAACAACGGCAGCUCCUGCAGAUCUGAUCCUCCGUCUGUGAUGAUGCCUUGUCUCAGAAGUGUUAUUUUUGUUAAAUCCAAUAACAAAUAGAUGUUCAAAAUUAUACUACAGAACAAUUCAGAUGGUCCAGACUGCAUGUGGGCUACAUGUGUUUCUACAAGUUUCUCUCAGUAUAUUUGGUCUUUUGUCCCUAUAUGAUCUGAGGUGUAACAGAGAAAAGUUAUGACCUGUUUUACACGAUGAUCUGUUUAAAUGUAACGUACAGCUGUACCUGUCAUGUUCUGCCUUGAAUCACUGGAGCCCAUACACAUUUGUGCCAAUGCUGUAAGUCACAAUCACUGCACUUGUACCCUCGCUUUCUCGCUGUAUGCCUUUCAAGAGUUUUAUACUGUGCUAAUAAACCUUGCGGCAGUAGCUACUUUUUCUCAUUCAGAACAUCAGUGCUUCAUUCGGCUGGUUGUGGUUGCCAAAGAAAAGUCAAAUGAAAGUGAACUAAAUGUUGCGUUGAAGGGAAAAGUCUGUUGUUACUGCCUCGUAGCUGUCGAACCGUAUGUCCUCACGACUCAUGCCUACUGUACUAUUCUAAAAAUAAACCAAACUAUAGUUUG